Messenger RNA from Gopherus evgoodei (Goodes thornscrub tortoise), 2101 nucleotides. RefSeq names its product tripartite motif containing 62 (gene TRIM62). Gene Ontology annotation, biological process: innate immune response; positive regulation of canonical NF-kappaB signal transduction. Gene Ontology annotation, molecular function: protein binding; zinc ion binding. The record is from RefSeq and is a predicted model, not a curated record. The transcript is spliced from 5 exons. NCBI's taxonomy places the organism in Eukaryota, Metazoa, Chordata, Testudines, Testudinidae. Bases 2 to 1429 code for a protein of 475 amino acids.
CAUGGCCUGCAGCCUGAAAGACGAGCUGCUCUGCUCCAUCUGCCUGAGCAUCUACCAGGACCCGGUGAGCUUCGGCUGCGAGCACUACUUCUGCCGGAAAUGCAUCACGGAGCACUGGGUCCGGCAGGAGCAGCAGGGCGCCCGCGACUGCCCCGAGUGCCGCCGCACCUUCGCCGAGCCGACGCUGGCGCCGAGCCUCAAGCUCGCCAACAUCGUGGAGCGCUACGCGGCCUUCCCGCUGGACGCCAUCCUGAGCGCGCGGCGCAGCUCCGCGCCCUGCAAGGACCACGAGAAGGUGAAGCUCUUCUGCCUGACGGACCGCGCCGUGGUCUGCUUCUUCUGCGACGAGCCCGCCGUGCACGAGCAGCACCAGGUCACCAACGUGGACGACGCCUUCGAGGAGCUGCAGAGAGAACUGAAGGAGCAGCUCCAGGCACUGCAGGACAGCGAGCGCGGCCAUGCUGAGGCCCUGCACCUGCUCAGACGCCAGCUAGCUGAGACCAAGUCCUCCGCCAAGAGCCUGCGGGCCACCAUCGGGGAGGCCUUUGAGCGGCUGCACCGGCUCCUGCGCGAGCGCCAGAAGGCCAUGCUGGAGGAGCUGGAGGCUGACACCGCCAGGACUCUGACUGACAUCGAGCAGAAGAUCCAGCGCUACAGCCAGCAGCUGCGCAAAGUGCAGGAGGGCAGCCAGAUCCUGCAGGAGCGGCUGGCUGAGGUGGACAGGCACGCCUUCCUGGCAGGCAUCGCCUCGCUCUCAGAGAGGCUCAAGGGAAAGAUCCAUGAAACGAACCUCACCUAUGAAGACUUUCCUACCUCCAAAUACAUGGGCCCCCUGCAGUACACGAUCUGGAAAUCUCUCUUCCAGGACAUCCAUCCGGUGCCAGCAGCCCUCACACUGGACCCUGUCACAGCUCACCAGCGCCUCAUCCUCUCAGAUGACUGCACCAUCGUGGCUUAUGGCAACUUGCACCCGCAGCCGUUGCAGGAUUCACCCAAGCGCUUUGACGUGGAGGUGUCGGUGCUGGGCUCAGAGGCCUUCGGCAGUGGCGUGCACUACUGGGAGGUCAUCGUCUCGGAGAAGACCCAGUGGAUGAUCGGGCUGGCGCAUGAGGCUGUCACCCGGAAGGGGAGCAUUCAGAUCCAGCCCAGCCGUGGCUUUUACUGCAUCGUCAUGCACGACGGCAACCAGUACAGCGCCUGCACCGAGCCCUGGACCCGGCUCAACGUUAAGAGCAAGCUGGAGAAAGUAGGUGUCUUCUUGGACUAUGACAAAGGGCUCCUGAUCUUCUACAACGCUGAUGACAUGUCGUGGUUGUACACCUUCCGGGAGAAGUUCCCUGGCAAGCUUUGCUCGUACUUUAGUCCUGGCCAGAGCCAUGCCAAUGGCAAGAACGUGCAGCCACUCCGCAUAAACACCGUCCGGAUCUAGGAGAGAGCAGGGAAGGGAGCCUGGAGCCGUACAACCUCCUCCUGGCUGGCAGGCUAGUCGAGAGUCCCUGCUGAGACAGUUCCCACCUACCCCUUCCUGCGGGGCAUAAGGAGACUGUCAAGCUUCGGGGCUGUGCCGUUCCUAGCUCUGACCUCCUGACAGUAUCCGCGUGUGGGAAGGUGCAGGGCUGGGGCAGGGGGGUUGUGGGGAUGGAGGGAGGCCGUGGAACUGUUGGUAUUUCAGUGUGCAAGGAUGCAGCAUUCCUGCCUCCCAGUUGGCGUCAGUUUCCAGACUAACCCAAGGAUCCAGGCUAAGUGUGGACAUACAGCUGGCUAUCCCUGGCAUGAUCCCAGCAUCGCCAUGGCCACUCCGCCAGGAUGGAUGCAGACUGGACCCUGUGCUGUUGGAGCUUCCUGCUGGCAUGGAGCAGAGAGCAGGGCACCUUGCAGAGCUGUUGCUGAACUGCUGUGUGGGAUCUCAGCUCACCUCUGAGCUCCCUGCUGGGUUUGCUCCUGAGGACAGAGCAUGAACUAUCCUCCACAGGGCUAGUGCCCUGGCAGCAUCUGCUCUUAGUAUGGGUUACAUUGGUAUUCAGGGGCCCAAGGGUCAUUAAUGAUCUGGAGGAUGGCGUGGACUGCACCCUCAACAAGUUUGCAGAUGACACUAAACUGG